Pyrgilauda ruficollis (rufous-necked snowfinch) is the source of this 2497-nucleotide messenger RNA. RefSeq names its product CTD small phosphatase like 2 (gene CTDSPL2). The coding region runs from base 76 to 1785 and encodes 569 amino acids. The transcript has 13 exons. Gene Ontology annotation, molecular function: phosphoprotein phosphatase activity. The record is from RefSeq and is a predicted model, not a curated record. NCBI's taxonomy places the organism in Eukaryota, Metazoa, Chordata, Aves, Passeriformes, Passeridae.
CGCCCGCCCGCCCGCAGCGCGGCCCCGCGGCGCCGCUCCCCGGCCCCCGCUCCCGCAGCUUUCCAUGUGGUACCCAUGAAGAUGAGGCUGAGGACACGGAAAGCUUCCCAGCAGUCCAACCAGCUCCACACGCAGCGGGCGCUGCGGGCCAAGCGGAAACACUCGGAGGUGGAGGAGCCCUUACCCGGCGGCGGGGGAAAACCACCCAAAAAUGAGACAGGCCUCUUGUCUUCGAUCAAAAAGUUCAUUAAAGGAAGCACACCCAAGGAAGAAAGAGAAAAUCCCCCCAAGAGGAGUCGGAUUGAGCGGGACAUCGAUAACAACUUGAUCACCUCCACGCCCCAGACAGGAGAGAAGCCCAACAAGCAGCUCUCGCGCGUGCGGCGGAAAAGUCAGAUGAAUGGAGAAGCUGGAAGUUAUGAGAUGACAAACCAACACGUAAAGCAAAAUGGAAAAUUGGAAGAUAACCCCACCACAGGCAGUCCCCCACGAACAACAUUACUGGGAACCAUAUUUUCUCCUGUUUUCAAUUUUUUUUCACCAGCAAAUAAAAAUGGAACGUCGGGCUCCGACUCCCCGGGCCAGGCUGUGGAGGCCGAGGAGAUCGUGAAGCAGCUGGACAUGGAGCAGGUGGACGAGAUCACCACGAGCACGGCCACCUCGGCCAACGGCGCCGCCUUCCCCGGGCAGCCCGUGCAGGGCAGGGCCGUCAACAACGGCCUGGGCGACCCCGAGGAGCCGGGGGACCGCGACCUGCCCCCGCUCACGGCACCAGUAUCUCCAGACAGUGGCUACUCAUCAGCUCAUGCAGAAGCCACCUAUGAAGAGGACUGGGAAGUCUUUGAUCCAUACUAUUUCAUCAAACAUGUCCCCCCACUAACAGAAGAGCAGCUGAACAGGAAGCCAGCUCUCCCACUGAAAACCAGAAGCACACCAGAGUUCUCAUUAGUUCUAGACUUGGAUGAAACAUUAGUGCACUGUAGUCUAAAUGAAUUAGAAGAUGCUGCACUCACUUUUCCAGUUCUUUUUCAAGAUGUCAUUUACCAGGUGUACGUCCGGCUAAGGCCGUUCUUCCGAGAGUUCCUGGAGCGCAUGUCUCAGAUCUACGAGAUCAUUCUGUUUACUGCUUCUAAGAAGGUGUAUGCAGACAAGUUGUUGAACAUCCUGGACCCCAAAAAGCAGCUGGUCAGGCAUCGACUCUUCCGCGAGCACUGUGUGUGUGUACAAGGGAAUUACAUCAAGGACUUAAACAUCCUGGGCAGAGACCUCUCCAAAACCAUCAUCAUUGACAAUUCACCGCAAGCCUUUGCUUACCAGCUUUCCAAUGGAAUUCCUAUAGAAAGCUGGUUCAUGGAUAAAAAUGAUAAUGAACUCCUAAAGUUGAUUCCAUUUCUGGAGAAACUAGUAGAGCUGUCGAAACCUUUUCAAAAAUCAAGAGACUGGCUAGAUAAGACGAAGAUAAGAAUGACUAAUAUUGGGAAUAUCCUAAAGCAUUGCGACGGCACGUCCUCUGGACAGAGCACACCCGGCAGUGGCACCACGAUGGACAAGGAAUACCUCACCUGUGCCGUGCCAGCCCCGGGCAGGACAGGACGGGCUGCCCGCCUGGGACACUCCUGCUCCCGAUCCGCCUCUCGGGCACGCCUGCCCUGCCACCCCGCUGCUUCCCGAGCCAACAGCCCGGCCCUGGCUCCUCGUGCAGCGCCCCGGAGGGGAUGCUUCUACAGCGGUGGGAGCCGCCUUUCCAUGAGGCUUUUUCUGGAAGGUAGGAUUCGUACGAGUUAGGAAGCUUUGCCUCUCGACUGCAUUACCACGCCACAGGCUCGGACUGGUUUUGUGUAAAAGAUGUCACAGAACGGCACUUUUUCUAAAGAGAAGUUUGCUAUUUUGUAUGCUUGAUAAGAAAGUACAGUAUUGGAAAUUAAAGGUGGACAGCUGAUAAUUGAGAAGUAUGUCAAUUAAUUUUUUAUGUAUAUUACCUGUUUACUUGUACAAUUUUAUUGUACAAAUUACAUGCAGCUUCAUUUUCAAAUGAGUCCUUAAAAUAAGGAAAAUCUUUUUAGCAAAACAUUUAAUUUUUGUAUUUUUGAUUUUAAAAGGCAUGAGUUAUGUCAACUUUUUCCAGUGUAUUAAUGAAGAUUUUAACUUUUCAUCAGGUUGAGUGUUUUCUUACUAUAUUAUCUGUUGUGUAUGUAGCUAGCACAUGGUGUCACUGAACUGUUAAAACUUAGCAUGUAGAGCAAGCCUGUUUUGUGGAAAACCCUUAUUCAUUAAAAACAAAAUCAUCGUGGCAGAUUUUCUGCAAAAAAAACUGAAAACAUUUGCAAUUCAGAAUACUGAUUUUUUUUGUAUUUAAAGAAAGGUAUUUUGCUUGCAGGAAAGAAAUACUACAGAUUCAUUUUAAUGAGAAUCUUUUAAAUGUAUUUAUCUUUAGGGCAUCUGGGCAUCUUUACGCUGUUUGUCUUAUGUCUUUAUUGAAAUAAAAUGUACAGAACAU